AUGUAGGAUACACACAUAUAUGUAAAUACUGCUAUCCAGUGUGUGUAUGUGUCCAGAUAGAAAUAGAAUCCCCCUUUAAACAGUUCUGGAAUUAGAAAUAGACACGUUCUUUCAUGCUCUUUAGAGCUCGUAACCACGAUACAUUCAUCUUCAAAUCAAUCGUUUCCACGAAGGUUGGUUGAGUUCAAAAGUGUAACCUGCGGUAGCAGCAAAGCGGGGUUUCCAUUGGAAAUCUCGCCAACAAACGCCUAUUUAGCCCUGUCCUUUCGUCAGCAUUAACUGAAAUCAAACGAAAAAGAAUGUUUUAUUUCGUUCUAUUUUUGUUGUUGUUGCUGCUCCUGGAGGGGAAAUGAACGAAUACUUGGAUUAAUGGGUCCCGAAGCUCUCGGUUUACCCUUCGAUAAAAAUGUGCUGUUCUUUAAACACCAUCCCGUCCGCGUCUUCAGACCCUGGAGUUUAUUCUCUCUCUCCGGACAGCAAAAAAAUUAAUAGAAAAUAAACCGAUUCCAGCGGUGGCUGAGUCACCUGCCAGUGCAACAGCAAAUGUUGGCUCAAGGAAAAGAUUAAAUGUGAGGCUUAAACAGGCAGCACAGAGAUAUUACGCUAAGGCUACCGGUGGAAGGAAAAGUGAUCCGUGGGCUUUGAGGGAUUGCACCCAGCCCAUCUCUUGGCCGCCCCUGGCUCCAGUGAACCCUCAUCUGUUUAAGGACUGGGUGAAAUCCUGGCCCCACGGAGGUCCAGGGGCCUUUUGCCAUUGACUUGAAUGGGGCCAGGAUUUCAUUUCUCGUCCUGCAUUAGCGGAGAAGCUGCCCGAGCGCUUCGGUACAAAGAGCUAAGCGCGCUGCUCUUCUGAGCCAAAGAAUCGUUCGGCUAAUUCUCCUGCUACGAAAUCAUUGCGGCAGGAGCCUGGCUCCCAGGCCGGAACAAUGGGCUCCUUCGCGGCCCAGGACGAUGGAGCGGCUGCCGGCGGAGCUGCCCCCCAGUGACCCGCGGGAUGCCCGGCCCCCCCAGCAGCACGAUCCGGGAGCGGAAGGCACGAGCGAGCCGGAGAGCAGCCGCGGGGGGAUGGAGGUCCCAGGAGAGCCCCAGCUGCUGCUCAAUGGGGUUUCCAAGGAGACGGGCCGGCCCUCCCCCGGGCCCCCCGCCGCCGCCGUGCCGGUGAUCGAGCUGGUGCGCAGGGACAUAAAAGGCCGCGAGGCGCCCGGCGAGGCGAUGCAGAGAGCGCCGGGCGCCGAGCCGUGCAGAGCCCCGGCCGAGGCCGCCUGCGACGCCCGCAUGGUGCAGCUGAGCCCUCCGGCGCUUCCCCUGCCGGCGGCCGGCAGAGCCAUGCUCUACAACAUCGGCCAGCCGCUGGCCGCCAUCAACAGUGGGUUUUUUGGAGAGCCAGACAGCUUCUCAAUGUACAACAACAACAGAAUGAAAAGAAGACCAUCUCCUUAUGAAGUGGAGAUCAGUGAUGGUCCUCAUACAAAAGUGGUCCGCCGUAUUUUUACCAAUAGCCGGGAAAGGUGGAGACAACAGAAUGUCAACGGUGCAUUCGCAGAGCUUCGUAAACUCAUUCCGACCCACCCACCUGAUAAAAAACUGAGCAAGAAUGAAAUUUUACGUCUGGCUAUGAAAUACAUCAACUUCCUGGCCAAACUGCUUAAUGACCAGGAAGAAGAAGGAAACCAAAGGGGCAAAGUGAACAAAGACACUGGGAUAGUCCAAGAGGAUCUCCUGCAGGACAUGUUGUCUCCAAAUUCUAGCUGUGGAAGCUCUUUAGAUGGAGCAGGGAGCCCAGACAGCUUCACAGAAGAACAGGAAACAUUAGAUUCAAAGCAUACGAGGAGUCUUCAUCACUCCAUUCUUCCUGUAGAAGGCAAUGCCCAGCGAUGACAACCUUACAGAUCCCUCCUAAAACACAGAGGGGAAAAGUAAACUUUAAGUCUCUGGGUCUUGGAAUUACACUGUAUUUUCCCAACUCUACAUCUCCAGAAAGAAUAUUUCUAAAGGUCACAAUCCCUGAACUAAAAGGAUAGCGAGUUGAUGGAGAACAAGACCAAAUCAAGUGGACAUUCAACAUUUAGGUACUUGAUCGGACGGAGACGAAAGUCAUUUUAUUGUACAUAUUGUUCAUGGACGUAAUACUGGAUGGGGGGAGGGAACAUUGCUGACGCCUCUUCAAUAUCGAGUGAUUUGAUGAUGGUCUCUUGAAACAGAAUAAUCAUGGCUCAGAAACAGGCAGCAACUCCCUCUUUCACUAUCAAUGGAAGCUACAUGUCCCUUUCAUUUGCAUGUGGCGCUUGGAAACUACCAAAAUCUCUAACAGUUCUGCAGCAUCUCUCCAAACUAUUUUAAUGACGUAUAUGCAACUUGUUGGUGUGGAAGCUAGGACAAUGCCUUCUUGUUGUCCAAGAGCUUUUGACUUUACCUUUUUAAAACGCUGAAAAAUGCCUCCCACUAAAGAACUAUUAUAAGGAAUGAGACUUUUUUUUU
Molecule: messenger RNA, 2478 nt
Organism: Gopherus flavomarginatus (Mexican gopher tortoise)
Lineage: Eukaryota; Metazoa; Chordata; Testudines; Testudinidae
Gene: TAL1
Product: TAL bHLH transcription factor 1, erythroid differentiation factor
Exons: 4
Coding region: 952-1878 (308 amino acids)
Biological process (GO): regulation of transcription by RNA polymerase II
Molecular function (GO): DNA-binding transcription factor activity, RNA polymerase II-specific; RNA polymerase II cis-regulatory region sequence-specific DNA binding; protein dimerization activity
Source: RefSeq, a predicted model, not a curated record